AUGGUGUCUAAUAAAAAUUUGUUAGUUUUUUGUUUAUUGAUUGGAUGUACGAUCGCUGAUCAAAAAUAUGAUAUUUCCGCAUCGGAAUUAGUAUCAGAUGUUUAUAAUGGAUGCUUACAACAUUUUCAAUUUAAUUGUGUCAAACCUAAAGCAUUAGCUUGGAUAAGUAAUGUUUAUGAAAAUAAAGUGAUUCGGAUUACUGAUGAUUUAGCAAUUAGAAAAACCGGAGAAAUUUCAACAAGUGAACAGGAACAACGCAGCAACAAAGUAGAUGCAUUUGAAAUUUUGGAUAAAGUUGAAGAUUUUCUCGCUACUCACGAAUUACAAAUUAAAAUUCCAACAGCUCUUCGCCCAGAAGGUGAAUUAGGUGCAUUUGUUCCACGAUCAUUGACACCAGAAGAUUUCAGUGUUCCAUUGUCCUCAGAAGAAGAAGGACGUUCACGCAAGAAGCAUGGUUUAAUGCGUAAAGUAAUCAUUCCAUUCUUGUUAGGAUUAAAAUUCAAAACUGGAGUCUUAGUACCAUUAGGUUUAGCAUUGAUCGCAUUAAAAACAUGGAAAGCCAUGACACUUGGUUUAUUAUCCCUUGUUCUGUCUGGUGCUUUAGUUAUUUUCAAAUUUACAAAGCCAAAAAUUGUAAAUUAUGAAGUUAUUCAUUACCCACACCAUGUUGAUCAUCAUGUGGAUCAUAUUGAACCAGCAGCCCCAGGUUGGGAUCAUCCUGGAUAUGCAAGGUCAAUGGAAGAUGUGGCUCAAAAUUUAGCAUACCGUGGCUAUGACAACUGA
Messenger RNA from Chrysoperla carnea, 783 nucleotides. RefSeq lists its product as uncharacterized. The transcript has 3 exons. The coding region runs from base 1 to 783 and encodes 260 amino acids. The record is from RefSeq and is a predicted model, not a curated record. Lineage: Eukaryota; Metazoa; Arthropoda; Insecta; Neuroptera; Chrysopidae.